GUGAGUGUGACUGAAUGCUGCUUUUAAAAGCAGAAUAUGUACCGGUUGCGGGAUCGAGUUAAGCGCUGCGUUUUCAGACGCGUCAAGUGUUGCGAUAGGCGUCACAGCAGCGCUGUGCCACAUGCACUGGACGACAGAUUUAAACUCAUUCUUCAAGACUUCUGUUUAUCGAUUGUUUAACUCUCGGUUCAAGACGGCUAUAAGAAGUGCUGCUUGGGGGCCGAAGGGAUAUUCAACAUGUUAGGGAGUAAAAAGAAACCAGAGAUCGUUCGGACUAAACCCAAAGCGUACGAGUCGAAGACCCAUGAUCCGCUUUGGAGGCUUGGUGUGUUGGACGAUGAAGAUGUACGUUUGAUGUUGCAGGGCUCAAAGAUGGUGAAGGUCCGAUCUCAGCGUUGGAGGAAGAACAGGAGCCUGAAACUACUUGAAGAUUGCGUGACUGUGUUGUGUGAGUCAAGCAAGACUUCCCGCAAGGGCCAAAGACAGAAGACCUUCUCUGUGACAGAGGUGGAGUGUGUGCGUGAGGGAUGUCAGUCAGAGUGUCUGCGACGAAUGGCAGGUUUGGUUCCAGAGACACACUGCUUCACUGUGGUAUUCCGCGGGGCUAGGAAGAGCCUGGAUCUGUGCUGUCCCACACAGGAGGAAGCAGAGCACUGGGUCAGAGGCAUCCGUACGCUCAAAGACCGCAUCUCCAACAUGAGCCAGAAAGAAAAGCUUGACCAUUGGAUUCGAGGCUAUCUGAGAUGUGCAGAUCAAAACCAAGAUGGAAAGAUGAGCUAUGAUGAGGUGAAACACCUGCUACAGCUGAUCAACAUUGACCUGAAUGAACAGUAUGCACGUACCCUCUUUAAGAAGUGUGAUCGGUCAUGUGAUGGGCGACUGGAUCACGUGGAGAUUGAGGAGUUUUGCCGUGAGCUCAUGCGCAGGCCGGAGCUGGAUGCAGUGUUCAGGCAUUACUCCAGUAACGGCUGUGUGCUCACCACCAUUGAGCUGCAGGAUUUUCUUGGUGACCAGGGGGAGAAUGCAUCGCUGGCUCAAGUGCAGACUCUUAUCCACACCUAUGAGCUCAAUGACUGGGCCCAGAAGAAUUUAUUCAUGACCCAGAACGGUUUUACUAUGUACAUGCUUUCCAAAGAGAAUGACAUAUUCAACCCUGAUCAUGCACACGUGUAUCAGGACAUGAGCAGACCACUGGCUCAUUACUACAUCUCUUCCUCUCAUAAUACCUACCUCACUAAAGAUCAGGUUACCAGUGCCAGCAGCACAGAGCCUUAUAUCAGAGCUCUGAAUCAGGGCUGUCGCUGUGUUGAGCUGGACUGCUGGGAUGGUGAUAAAGGAGAACCCAUGAUCUACCAUGGACACACUCUCACCUCUAAAGUGCUCUUUAAAGAAGUCAUUGAGACCAUUGCCCAGUAUGCCUUCAAGGCAUCCCCAUGUCCUCUGAUCUUGUCUCUGGAGAAUCAUUGCUCAGUGGAGCAACAGGCCGUGAUGGCCCAGCACCUUUGCUCCAUUCUGUGCAGAAAGCUCCUGAGACGGCCGCUCAAUGAUCUACCACUCGAACAACUGCCCUCACCUGAGGAGUUGAUGGGGCGGAUCCUGCUGAAAGGGAAGAAGAUGAAUGGUCAGCUGGGGAAGACUGACAGCUUCACUAGUUUCACAGUAAGCUCAGAUUCAGAAGAGUCAGCGGCUGGAGGGGGUGGUAACAAGGGCUCGACCAAAAAGGAUCCUGGAAAGCUUGCGAGUUCUAAACUUAGUCCAGAGCUUUCAGAUCUGGUGGUGUACUGUGAGAGCGUGCCAUUUAGUAGUUUUGACACAGCCAGUCAGAGACCACCCAGUGCAAUGUCCUCUUUUUCUGAGAAUGAUGCACUCAAACUCAUCAAAGACUCAGGAAAGCUAUUUGUUCAACACAACAGUAGGCAGCUGAGCAGGAUUUAUCCAUCAGGCCAGAGGCUACAGUCCUCCAACUACGACCCACAUGACAUGUGGAACGCCGGUUGCCAGAUGGUGGCUAUGAACUUCCAGACACCAGGACAGCAGAUGGAUCUGAACCAGGGACGUUUUCUGACCAAUGGGCGCUGUGGAUAUGUGCUCAAACCUGACUUCCUGUGUCAGCCUAAGUCUAACUUUGACCCUGAGAACACAGGUGGAGGGCCAGGACAUACACCUACACAACUUACAGUGCGGGUGAUCUCAGCCCAGCAACUUCCCAAGAUAAACACUGACAAGCCCAACUCCAUUGUGGACCCGCAGGUCUGGGUGGAGAUCCAUGGAGUUUCCAUUGAUAAGGCUCGUGCCAAAACCCAGCGCAUUGACAACAAUGGUUUUAACCCACGCUGGGAUUGCACUCUUAGCUUUCAGUUACAGGUGCCUGAACUGGCCUUGGUGCGUUUUAUGGUGGAAGAUCACGAUCACACUAGCAAGAAUGAUUUUAUAGGCCAGUUUACACUGCCCUUCACCAGCCUACGAACAGGUUAUCGUCAUGUUCACCUGCUUAAAGCAGAUGGAUCAAGUCUGUCUCCUGCGACUCUCUUCAUCCAUGUCAAGAUGAUACAACGAGGACUUCAUAUUAAAACAGUUUCUGAGUGUAUGGGCAAGACCUGAUUCAACAUGAUUCUUGGGAUGCUAAUUUCUGAAACUACCCUCCCAAAGGAAAAACCUCAGUAUUGUUUUUAAUGUCUUUUUCCAUAGAGACAUAGAUUUCAAUGCCUCUGUGAGCCUUGAUAUCAGAAAUUUUAACACGUUUUAUGAUAAUUUUAUGUUUUAAUUAACUAAACAAAAACUUUAUUCUGGAUAUGCUGGACACGAUUUCAAAUGUACAAUUUCCGUGUUAUAAAAAUUAACUGUCUAUGACUAGAGUAUGUUUGUCUUAGAAUUUGAAUUUUGUAAUAUUGUAGGUGGAUUUAACGCGAUCAACUGUGAUAACAGGGUAAAAAUAUGAUGUGGAGAAAGAAUAUAUCGAAAGCAUGACAAGUACUGUAUGUGGAAGGUAUCAUGAGGGUAAUGACUACGUUUUUGUAUUCAACGAUGUUUGUAAUUGAUGUAGACACAUAAGCAUUUCAAUAGAUUAUUGCACAGAUAGAAGUGGAGGUGUUGCUAACCCUGGGUGUUCUCAGGGUCAAAGUUAGACUUAUAGAGACUUAAAGAGUAAUAUAUCUCAAUAUUUUAUCUUUUUGUAAUUUAUCUUUUUUUGCAUUAAUGAUUUAACACAAUAUCUGUGAUAGAGCAGAUUUUAUCAUUAAAGCUAAAAGCACGCAUUGCACAUGUGCAGUGUCCUAAGCUGUCCAAAUGUGGCAAAUUAUACAACUUUUAGACAGCUUGUGCUGCUGUGUAGUCAACUGCAGCCCUUUUCCACUAGAUACACCUGUAACAUUUUAACAUGUAGAAAAUCACCUUGAUUUCAGUUAAAGUGACACUUGUAAAGGUUUUGUAUUUUGUUUUUGCUGCCUGUUGUAGUCUAUGGCAAUUAAUGUGUAACAUGUUAUCAACUGCUUCUUUGCAGAUUUUCUAUUCUCUUUGUAGAAAGAAGAAAGUUCUCUUACAUCUUCUAUGUUAAUGUCUUACUCGUUAUUCAGGACGGUGUUAUUCAUGUGUGUGAUUGAUUUUAAGGAUUGUAAAUGGAAACAAUACAUGUUUUUCUUUUUCAAGAGUGUGUUUUGAAAUAAUUAAUUAUUAAUCAUAUUAAUUGAACUACAUGUAGUAUUAACAUUUAUUUGAUCAAAACCAGACAUUCAUUGCAAUUCUGCAUCCUCAGAACUGCCCAACUACAUUUCCUCACAGAUCAUGCCAAAUAAUUUUAAUUUUUAUUUAAUUUUUUUUACAAUAAUUUAUGCCUACAUUUUACAAAUUUGUCUAAAAUUAUACCUAAUGUCACGCCACCCUGAGGGAGGGAAUGAGACAUUGUGUCGAAUGAAGUGACACAAGGGGUCUUCCUUGGGAGCCUCGCGUACCUCUGAACUUGAGAAAUGGCAAAUGAGAAAUUGGCAGACAGAAUUUGCAUGUCCCGUACGUGGACAUACGGGUAUAAAGGGAAGCGGGCGUGUGUUUGUCAGUAAGGUUUUUGAACUGAGGAGCCAAGAAUAAGUUACGGCCAUUUACAGUGGUAGAUCCAGUGUCGUGGCAGAAGGGACACAAAGUCUCGUUCUGUCCCUCAGGGAACAGAGGUUACAACCUUAACCGUGAUGUUCCCCUUCUGUCACUCACUUGACGUUGUGUCGAAUGAAGUGACACAAGGGGUCCCAUUCAACAGCGACAUGCACUAGAACGUGUUACGUGAACUGCUGACACAGGUGCAAGCAGGUUGCUGCAUGCUAGAAGCAACUGUAUCGGCUGCACGUAACCCUCCCCAAUGUCUCUCGCAUAGAUUGUAAAUCUUAAUGCUAUGAAAUGCGUCGGGGAAGGCGGUAUUUCCCGAUCCUAUUCUUUCAGAGGGAAAGACCCUGCGGAGGUCACAUCCUGCCCAAACUAGGGGGAGGUGACAUGUGGCUAAUACGCCACGUGGGUUGUCAAGCCACACAUGGGAGCGGUGUGGUGGUAGGUACUACCUGAUGAGGGAGGAGCUCUACAAACAUGGCGACCGGGGGCAGUGGGACUGCCCAAGGGAGACGCGGGCCCGCUGACAGGGGGACCAUACCGCGGAAAAUACAUCACAGGGAGUUGCCUGAAGAGGGAAUUAAGCCUGUGGAGCCCUACCCCAGUACAGAACACUUGUGGCUCGUAGUGGGUCUGGUCGCAAAUUCCUCCGCUGAAUUUGGCUGGAUGACCCAGGAAGUGGGGAAAUCGCUCUUUUAUUAACAAUGUGGGAAAACAAGGAUUUUCCUGCCAGCUCUCCACCAUGGAAUGGAGUGGUCUUGGUACCAGCUCCGGAGAGAACGUCUGACUCCCUGGGUCUUCCAUCCCAGGAGUACUUAGGAGCCUUCCGGGUCCUAGAGGAAGUCCUGGAGAUGGGGGGCAUGCACCACCUGCGAGGUGCUCGAUGCUGGGGCUGAGAGCUGGGCCCGGGUUGAGGCAGAGCUGCCUGUUGCUUGGAUGCAGGGGGACGCCCUCGGGCAUUAUGUGCGAGAUUGCUUCCAUUUGCCUCCUUACCACUGAAGACUACUUGGUGAAGUCGUCGAUGGUGUUGCCGAAGAGGCCAAGCUGGGAGAGGGGGGCGUUGAGAAAGCGUGCCUUGUCAACGUUGCGCAUCUCGACCACGUUCAGCCAUAGGUGAAAAGCGAGGUCGGUGGCAGUUCCUGUGGCACGUCAGGAUCAGGACUGCCCAAGUGCAGAUAUUUAAGUGCCUUGGCUUGGUGGACUUGCAGGAGAGCCAUGGCAUGCAGGGCAGAGGCGGCCUGUCCAGUGGCACUGUAGGGCUUUCGAAGUCAGUGACGACAUCAUCCUACAGGCCUUGAAGGAGAGUACUGGACGAUCCCGCCAGGUGGCGGCGUUCUCGGGGCACAGGUGUAACGCAACCGCCUUAUCCACUUGGGGGGACCUCCUUGUACCUACUUGCCCCACCGUCAAGGGUAGCGAAAGCGGAUGAGCUAUGAGUGGCGCCCUGAUCCGAGGAACCGAUCGACUAGCCAUGACCGCAACGUUGCCAUGGCUAUGUUCUCGCACUGAGAAAUAUGAACCAUUCAUAAAAUGCUACCUGCUACUGUGAUCGCAGCCCAGGCACGCGAGGCAGCUCUUAUGACCGUCAGAAGCGGAGAGAAAUCGACCCAUACUGAAACGAACGUUCAACGCCUGCUUUGUAUUACUCCUUACCACUGAAGACUACUUGGUGAAGUCGUCGAUUGUGUUGCUGAAGAGGCCAAGUUGGGAGAGGGGGGCGUUGAGAAAGCGUGCCUUGUCAACGUUGCGCAUCUCGACCACGUUCAGCCAUAGGUGAAAAGCGAGGUCGGUGGCAGUUCCUGUGGCACGUCAGGAUCAGGACUGCCCAAGUGCAGAUAUUUAAGUGCCUUGGCUUGGUGGACUUGCAGGAGAGCCAUGGCAUGCAGGGCAGAGGCGGCCUGUCCAGUGGCGCUGUAGGGCUUUCGAAGUCAGUGACGACAUCAUCCUACAGGCCUUGAAGGAGAGUACUGGACGAUCCCGCCAGGUGGCGGCGUUCUCGGGGCACAGGUGUAACGCAACCGCCUUAUCCACUUGGGGGGACCUCCUUGUACCUACUUGCCCCACCGUCAAGGGUAGCGAAAGCGGAUGAGCUAUGAGUGGCGCCCUGAUCCGAGGAACCGAUCGACUAGCCAUGACCGCAACGUUGCCAUGGCUAUGUUCUCGCACUGAGAACAUGAACCAUUCAUAAAAUGCUACCUGCUACUGUGAUCGCAGCCCAGGCACGCGAGGCAGCUCUUAUGACCGUCAGAAGCAGAGAGAAAUCGACCCAUACUGAAACGAAUGUUCAACGCCUGCUUUGUAUUGCUCUUUUGUGAGUGAAAAUAAGCUCUUUUAGAGAAAUAAAACUCUCUUAGGAGGGAGAAUACUCAUUUAGACAGAAGCACUGUCGAAGCGUCCAAGGGCGUGGACUGCACAGCGUGAAGAGAGAGAGAACGCUGAUGGAAAUGCGCCGUAGAUCCAACAGCAGUGCUCUGCCAACAGAGGUGAGUGGAACAGUAGUGAGACUCAGCUUGCUGCUGCACAACUGCUCGGCUCCGAAGAAAAAAUCUGACUGACAGACACGACCGCUUUCAUUCGACACAGUGUCGAGUGAGUGACAGAAGGGGAACUAUUGUGCCCUUUAAUUACUUUUGCAUGAAUGCAUGUGUGUGAGACAGACACACAGUCCUGGACACGUUGACUCUUCUGCCACAGCAAAAGUGGAUAAAUGACCAAGUCUUUUGGUAAUAACAUGCACAUGACUAAUCAAGGUACCCUUAAGGGGUGCUUUUUUGUACCUCUAGUUAAAAUGUAUAACUUGUUUUUGGUUACAUAACUGUAGCCUAAGGACCUAUUGUGAAAAUGUGUGUGUGUGUAUAUAUAUAUAUAUAUAUAUAUAAGGUUUGACUGCUCUGAUUAAAGAGUUUCAAAGUGGUUUGUCUAAUAAAGUAUUUA
Molecule: messenger RNA, 7023 nt
Organism: Xyrauchen texanus (razorback sucker)
Lineage: Eukaryota; Metazoa; Chordata; Actinopteri; Cypriniformes; Catostomidae
Product: 1-phosphatidylinositol 4,5-bisphosphate phosphodiesterase delta-3-A-like
Exons: 15
Coding region: 238-2601 (787 amino acids)
Biological process (GO): lipid metabolic process; intracellular signal transduction
Molecular function (GO): phosphatidylinositol-4,5-bisphosphate phospholipase C activity; calcium ion binding
Source: RefSeq, a predicted model, not a curated record